This is a messenger RNA of Vollenhovia emeryi, 951 nucleotides long. RefSeq lists its product as uncharacterized. NCBI's taxonomy places the organism in Eukaryota, Metazoa, Arthropoda, Insecta, Hymenoptera, Formicidae. Bases 1 to 951 code for a protein of 316 amino acids. The record is from RefSeq and is a predicted model, not a curated record. The transcript has 2 exons.
AUGACGCCGGCAUUCUCGACCACCGCAUUAAUUUUGAAAAAUUUGACGGCUUACGCUCCGCUGCGUGUCCCGCGGGAUCCCGCGUUAAAUCAUCUCACGGAUCUAGCCUGGGCGGAUGACGAUCCGACGAGCUCUCACGCUAUCGAUGUUCUAAUCGGUGCGGAUCUCUAUGGCGAGCUUCUUCUCAAUGGAGUUCGAAACUCCCCAGCCGGGCGGCCGAUCGCCCAAAACUCUGUACUCGGCUGGAUCAUUUCCGGGCCUAUCGCUUCUCCGAUUGCCGCGCGCGCGUCAACGGUCACAUCUUAUCACGUAAGUUCGCGACAAACAAUCGAUUCGCUACAGGGCGCGAGCGAACCGUCGCUCGAGCAAGCUCUUCACCAGUUUUGGGAGGUAGAGGAGGUUCCGCGAAACAUUCUGCUGACUCCCUCCGAAGAAAAAUGCAAAGCUCAUUUUCGCUUAACGCAUUCGCGCGAUUCGGACGGGCGAUACAUCGUUCGACUUCCCUUCCGCAACGCUCCUCCAAUCGCUAUAGGCGAAUCGCGCGCGAUCGCCGAACGAGUGAUGAAUCGUCUCACUACGCGUCUUCACUCGAAGUCAGAACUCCGGGAUGAGUACCGAACAUUCUUGCAUGACUACGAGAGUUUGGGUCACAUGCGCGAAGUUCCCAGGUCUCUUGACCACACGAAAUGCGUAUAUAUUCCGCAUCUCCCCGUCAUACGGAAGGGCAGCGCUACUACUCGUCUUCGAGUGGUGUUUAACGCGUCGAGCCUUAUCUCUAACGGAUCAUCGCUGAACGAUCACUUGCUCGCGGGUCCUAAGCUGCAAAACGACCUCAGUUCGGUCAUUCUCCAAUGGAGAACAUUCCAAUACAUCUACGCUGCCGAUAUCGCUAAGAUAUAUGUGUGCUGUCUGGGAAGGUCGACUUCUGAUCGCCAUAAAGCAGACUUCUAA